GCUUUAUUUGUCGCCUGCACUGCUUGUUUGCCCGGGACCUCCGGGCCGAGUAGCAUGACGUCCGCCUUAGAGAACUACAUCAACCGAACUGUUGCUGUUAUUACUUCUGAUGGGAGAAUGAUUGUGGGAACACUGAAAGGUUUUGACCAGACUAUUAAUUUGAUUUUGGAUGAAAGCCAUGAACGAGUAUUCAGCUCUUCACAGGGAGUAGAGCAAGUGGUAUUGGGGCUCUACAUUGUGAGAGGUGACAAUGUUGCAGUCAUUGGAGAAAUUGAUGAAGAGACAGAUUCUGCGCUUGACUUGGGGAAUAUUCGAGCAGAACCUCUAAACUCUGUAGCACACUGAGGAAAAACUACAUAUAUUGGACAUCUAAAUCUUGUACAGAAACCAGUUAUUCUGAGGAAGAUGUUUGGAAUUUUUAGGAAUGUGUAAUUGUGAAUUUUGACUUCAUAUCGAUUCACUGUAAUAUGUAAAUUAAAAUAUUUCUACAUUUUUAUUG
Molecule: messenger RNA, 499 nt
Organism: Sciurus carolinensis (gray squirrel)
Lineage: Eukaryota; Metazoa; Chordata; Mammalia; Rodentia; Sciuridae
Product: U6 snRNA-associated Sm-like protein LSm8
Exons: 1
Coding region: 55-345 (96 amino acids)
Biological process (GO): mRNA splicing, via spliceosome
Cellular component (GO): U4/U6 x U5 tri-snRNP complex; U6 snRNP; precatalytic spliceosome
Molecular function (GO): RNA binding
Source: RefSeq, a predicted model, not a curated record